AAGAGAUGAAUAAAAAUUUGUAUUUUCGACUAAAAAUCAAACGAUGAAGACGUCAAAGAAGAAGAAAUUUGAGAUGGGGGAAGAUGAAGUGGACAAUAUGGUUGGUUUUCGUGGAAAACAGAAAAUUCAUGAUGAGAACAACGAAACUGAGGACUGUGUCGAUUCUGGCGGAACAACGACACAGAAUGGAGUGGAUAAUCAAAGUAAAGGUGAUAAGGUGCCUAGAGGAAUGCUGAGAAAUAUGGUUGGAAAGAGAGAUGAAAAAGCCACCCUUAUCAUUGAUGAGAAAGACACCGCUGAAGAUGACAAAACCGACAUUCAACUGUAUCCAUUUAGCGUUUUGGACUUUCUUGGUGCUAUAGUUUCUAUAAUAGUAUUUGCAGUUGACGUUGUCACCGACAUUCUACUUGCUCUGGAAUAUAAGGAUCAUGGUAGAACAGUAGAAUGUGCACUCACGUCAUCAGUGGUGGUUGCGUCAUUUCUGGUGGCGGGAACAUUGAGUUCUAUUUGGUAUGUACAAGACGGAAGUGGACCUAAAGGAAGAAUAACGAAGACUCUCUUCAUCAUAGUAGCAUUUCCAUUUGCUACGGUUAUUAGAAAAAUCUCGUACAUCAAACAUGGCUGUCUAAGUCGCAAGUCUACUGAUAAACAGAAGCAUUACAACAGAAUGAUUAAGGACAAAUUGGAUGCCUGCUUAUUAAGUAUGUUUGAUGCCUUUGUUGAAUCCGCUCCUCAACUAAUCAUCCAGAUUUACAUUACGAUCCACACCCCGCCUCAAGAAACUUUGCAUUUAGAAAUACUGCGCUCCAUCACCAUAGCAUCCUCUUUAGCGGGCGUGGCUUGGUCGAUUACGGGAUACAACAGAGCACUCCGUGUCUUAAAUGCAACUUCCGGUUUGGCAGCCAAUACGAAAUGUGGAGCUGUGGGAUACUUUCUCUGGCGAGUGUUCGAGAUCGGGCCAAGAAUCACAGCCAUUGUGAUGUUGAUAUCAAUCGAAGGAAACGGUCCCUACUACAUUAUUUUUGGUGUUCUAUUCCAUUGGAUGAUCAUGAUAACUGUUGCUUUUUUCAAAAAUUUGAGAGUUUAUAGAAGAAAGCUACACAACAUUUUAUUUAUUGUGUUCAUUGGAUUUGUGCAAAUUGUAUCUUUCAUGAAUUUGAGCCAAGGCAAAUCCCGAGUUCUUGCCAUAGCGUACUACUCUUUGUUCCACGUGGAAAAUGCCGUGAUAGUGGCGCUGUUCGUAUUUUGGGGUGACGUAGAUACGUCCAGUUUGGCAUAUUUAGCUACAAUAUCAGUGGCCUCAUCUGGAAUCGUUUUCUGUACUCUAUUCAUGCUGAUGUACUACACACUUUGUCAUCCUAAAGUAGUAGGUUCAUGCAGAAGUGGCAAGGGAGACGUAGAAUUAGCAGAGCAAGCGUAGUUGUGCAUGAGUUCAAAGGCGGUGUAAAUACAAACAUGUAUCGGUGAUCCGAGGACUACUGUACUGGGGACUUUUCAGGACUAGGGCAUUUCCUGUAAUACUUAACAUUUUAUGCAUUAUAACCCAAUGCUAUCAACAGAAGUGUGAUAAUGGUUGAUUUGAAUCUUUUUAACAAAUACUCAGCUCGUAAUUCAUAGAAUUAAAAGCAUUGAAUUAUCAAGUACAUGUACGAGCUUAUAUUAAAUUGUCGUCACUCAGUCGUUUGGAAGUUCUUCAAAUCUAUUACAGUGUAUAUCGUUUAAAUUCGGUAUAUUUUCCAU
Saccostrea echinata is the source of this 1740-nucleotide messenger RNA. RefSeq names its product XK-related protein 6-like. Gene Ontology annotation, biological process: apoptotic process involved in development; phosphatidylserine exposure on apoptotic cell surface; engulfment of apoptotic cell. NCBI's taxonomy places the organism in Eukaryota, Metazoa, Mollusca, Bivalvia, Ostreida, Ostreidae. Bases 44 to 1420 code for a protein of 458 amino acids. The transcript has 3 exons. Gene Ontology annotation, cellular component: plasma membrane. The record is from RefSeq and is a predicted model, not a curated record.